Messenger RNA from Fusarium odoratissimum NRRL 54006, 777 nucleotides. RefSeq lists its product as uncharacterized. Lineage: Eukaryota; Fungi; Ascomycota; Sordariomycetes; Hypocreales; Nectriaceae. Bases 1 to 777 code for a protein of 258 amino acids. The record is from RefSeq and is a predicted model, not a curated record. The transcript has 3 exons.
AUGGGCGACAAGAUCAGCAAUAUCAGUGACGCGGCCAAGGCCCUUGGGGAGAAGAACAAAGAGCACUUCGACCAAGUCGCCGCUGAAGUGUUCAAGCAUCCCUGGAUUCAGCAGUUAUGUAAUCAGAUAUCCGACGAGUUACGCCAGAACCUGGACUGGAUCGGCAUUCCUGAGAAACCUGAUGCUUUUAAAAUGCUUGAUUAUGCCUGUGGUAACGGCGUUGCUUCUCGUGCACUCGCCCCGUAUGUCUCCAUCGUCCGUGGCAUUGACAUCUCAUCCAAGAUGGUUGAGCAAUACAACAUGCUUGCAGAAGCCUCUGGGUUUAGUUCGGAUAAAAUGAGAGCUGUACACGGGGACAUAAUGAAUCCCGAAGCAUCGCCCUCACCUGAGCUUGACACUCCAGAUUUCAACGACUUCGAUCUCAUCGUGAUGUGUAUGGCUCUCCACCACGUACAGGACUACGCAGCUAUGAUUCAGAAACUGAGCGAAAAGCUCCGUCCUGGUGGUGUGCUUCUGGUCAUCGACUUGGUUUCUUCUUCGGAGAGUGGCUGCCCUGAAGCCACUAUGGCUAAAGAGUUGUCUAACCACACUAUGUCCAAGAUGGGAUUUACUGAGACGGAGGUCAAGACUGUUUUUGAGAAAGCUGGUUUAGAAGGUUGGUCUUGGAGAUGGUGUUCUGAGAGAUCCAAGGUUCCUGAAGAGAUAGGCGGCGAACAGCAGGGCUUUUUCGCUCGAGGUUACAAGGGCGUUGGGGGCAGCGGGAUUAAGCAGGCCUAA